AUGGUCAGCACGAGUCCAGAAAAUCGACUUGCCAUUGAAGGGCAUGUCCUGGUGAGCGGUAGGGCGUUUGGCAAACUUGUCGCAAGCCAGCUAGAGUUGAGUUUCUGGGGCGGCGUCAAUCCCGAAACUGGCGAAAUUAUUGAUCGUCAUCAUGUUUUGAGCGGGAAAUAUAUUCAGGAUACUAUUCUCGCCAUUCCCAGUAGCCGUGGUUCAUGUUCUGGAAGUGGGGUGUUAUUAGAGCUACUUUUGAACAAUAAGGGACCUAAAGGUAUCAUAUUCCAACGGCGGGAGGAUAUCCUCUCUCUGGGUGUGAUAGUCGCCGAGGAAAUAUUUGGCAAAGCAAUACCUGUUCUAACGAUUGACGCUACUGAUUUCCAACAAAUCCAGCAGUGGGACGGCCGCUGUAUUUUCAUAGAUGGCUCAAACAUUUCAGAUCAUGCAAUAAAUAAAAAACCUGGUCAACAUCAGUCAAGAAACACCGAUAAUGAACGUAAAUUACCCUUAAGCAACGUCAAACUCUCCGAUCUUGAUAAAGCCUUUCUUGAAGGAGAACAUGGUGAAGCUUCCCGUGCAGCAAUAAGAAUUAUCCUGCGAAUGGCCAAAAUUCUGGGCGCUACCGAACUGAUGGAUGUCACUCAAGUUCACGUCGAUGGUUGUAUAUACACAGGACCAGGCUCUCUCAAAUUUGCAGAGAAACUUCGCGAUUUGGGAGGGAAAGUUCGUGUUCCAACAUCUUUGAACUCUAUCUCGAUUGAUCAGAAACGCUGGCGCAUUCAAGGGGUUGAUAGCGCAUUUGGAGAAGCGGCUGGAAGGCUUGCAUCUGCAUACACGGACAUGGGAGCUCGGCCCACUUUCACCUGUGCACCAUAUCAACUGGAAAGCGCUCCAAAAUUUGGAGAACAGGUUGCAUGGGCGGAGUCCAAUGCUGUCGUGUACGCAAACAGUGUACUGGGUGCGAGAACGAUGAAAUAUCCCGACUUUCUUGAUAUCGCAAUUGCUCUAACAGGUCGUGCACCCAAAGGAGGACCUCAUGUAGACCUCCAUAGACUGGCUUCGCUAAUAAUUCGAGUCCCCACCAUAAAAAACGUGGCCACCAUUGACGACUCUUUUUAUCCUCUUUUGGGUUACCAGAUCGGACAGUUGGCUUCUAGUUGCAUCCCAGCCGUCCUUGGCCUCGAAGCCCUUAACCCAUCCAAAGAUGACUUAAAAGCAUUUGGAGCAGCUUUCGCAACUGUGUCGAGCGCACCAAUGUUUCACAUAGUUGGUAUUACUCCAGAAGCCACGUCUCUCAAUGUCGUCAUUGGACCCAAAGAAUUAGUGCGCACCAUCGAUGUGGCACCAGAAGAAUUUCUUGAAUGUUGGGACCAACUUAACAGCUCCUCAAAGAAUCAGCAAAUCGAUUUGGUUUCUCUUGGAAAUCCUCAUUUCUCGUUAGCCGAGAUAAGGACGCUCGCGAGCCUGUGUCGAGGUCAGAUAAAGGAGAGUACUGUCAACGUCAUGGUAACAUGUAGCCGUUCAACUCAUGGCUUGGCCAGACAAGCUGGUUUCAUUGAAGAGCUGGAGGAAUUUGGGGUCAAGUUUAUGACAGAUACUUGCUGGUGUAUGAUUACCGAACCGAUGAUACCGCCAUCCACGAAGGCGAUCAUAACUAAUUCAGGCAAAUAUGCGCACUACGGCCCUGGCCUUACGGGGAGAGAUUUCUACUUUGGUAGUCUUGGAGCAUGUGUCGAAGCAGCGUGCCAUGGAAGGUACAGAGGAACCAAACCUCGGUGGCUACUUGAUGCUACCAAUUCUAGUUCCAUUACUAGCUCAAUAAAGACAGGCGCAUCUGGUUAG
Messenger RNA from Lachancea dasiensis, 1836 nucleotides. NCBI's taxonomy places the organism in Eukaryota, Fungi, Ascomycota, Saccharomycetes, Saccharomycetales, Saccharomycetaceae. The record is from the annotation of a GenBank genome assembly.